AUGCCAGCCCCAGAGAGGCCCGAUGCCAAAGCUGAAGCCGGUGGCCAAGCGCGCGCGCAAGCCCGAGCCAGGGCAGGGGUUAGGGUUGUACACACGUUCGCCGGGGCAGGCCAGAUCAUUGAGGACGUGUGGAGUGCUAGUGCCAGCCCCAGCACAGGUAGCAGCCCAACCGCGAUAGAGACGAACGAGGAGAUGGAUAAGGAGGAUGGGGUAGAGGCCAUAGAUAUAGAGGUGGAGGCAUGGCAGAUAACCCCCAUAGAGCAGGCAUGCUUAGAGUUUUACAUCAAGCUGAUGAACCAGCGCCACCGCACGCAUGAGUACGAGAGCGCGCUGGUAUGCGCCAUGGCCGUGCAAGGGUGGGGCGAGGCGCGCUAG
Messenger RNA from Aspergillus calidoustus, 375 nucleotides. The record is from the annotation of a GenBank genome assembly. NCBI's taxonomy places the organism in Eukaryota, Fungi, Ascomycota, Eurotiomycetes, Eurotiales, Aspergillaceae.